Molecule: messenger RNA, 2624 nt
Organism: Daktulosphaira vitifoliae (grape phylloxera)
Lineage: Eukaryota; Metazoa; Arthropoda; Insecta; Hemiptera; Phylloxeridae
Exons: 2
Coding region: 280-1101 (273 amino acids)
Source: RefSeq, a predicted model, not a curated record
UACAACAAAUUUAAUUGUUUUUAUUGUUAAAAAUUAAUUUAUUUUUCUCUCUGGCUUAUUUGACGUACAUUUUAAGUUUCAGUAUUUAAACAAAUGUUAUUUUAUUUGAUACAGCAACUACCGACAUUCGAAUCGUUACCUAUGAGGAAACAAAAUAUGCUAAUGGUAUUUAAUUUUGACAUUAGAUUUUUUUGGGUAAUAUCAGUAUAGUAUCAACAAUUUUUAGUAGGAAUAAUACCUAUCGUCUAGGCCAGUUUUGCAGGCCGAUGGCUACUGGUCAUGCGAUAUCUAUGCUUUUGUACAGUAUUACUAGCAGCAUGUGAUGUUAUUUUUGGUUCCACAAACGUGUUAAAAAACGUCAUGAAGAAACGAAACAAAGUGAUGACUGGAGAUGCGUACAGAGAAAUCACGGGAUAUCCCGACGAUUUGAUUUGGAAGCCCAUUAAAAGUGCCGAUAAAUUCAUAAAAAAGUCGGGUCCCAAAAAAAAUCCAAGGGUCUCUGCAGUAGGCACUCUUUCCACUAGAUCCAGUUUAGACAGUGGCACAAUGAUUACAUCUGAACGAAAUUUUCAAACCAGAGUCACGACUCCAAUAGCUGUGUUGGCAUCAUCAGAAUGCACCACAAUCACGAAGACAACGUCGACAACCGGAUGUACUCCAAUGUCUUCCGAUGUGUACUCUUUGCUCAUGCGCUUAGCCACAAUGGUAAUGGCAGAAGCAACUGGUAAAAGUACUGCUAUGUCGGUGGAACAAAAUACGUUGCGGCCGCCGAUUGAAUGGCAAAUGUGCCGCCGAAUGCAACCGACAAAAAACUACGACGACAUGGACGAUGGUGUCGAUUCCGGUUGGUAUGGAUCUACACAUAGACCCAAAUCGUCUACCAAAUACUUCGACCCUAUUCAAAUAGAACUGACCCAACCGGAGUAUUCAUUGGGCUGUCGGCCGUCGAUCACGAUGGCUGACGACGAAGAUUACGAAGAACACGAAGUGACUACAGCGAAGGAUUGGAAAGCAAAGGUGGCACCUUCGGUUAUGGCCAGUGGUACAAUCCGAACCACUGUAAAUAAGGGUCGGGGUUUGGUUAUCGAUAAUGAUUACUGAAAAACACUAGGCACCAUGCUCUUUUUCCAACAUUUAUUUGAUUAUUUGUUUUUUACCGUGCAAGUUAAAUAUGCAGAAAAACAUUAUUCUUAUGAUAGCCUUAGAGAUUAGUUUUUUUAAACAAUUCUAUCCAGGCCGGCAUUUAAGAAUUGUGCUACUCAGAGUACUUAGUUUUGUCGCGCACAGUGGCUUUUUUAUUCGCUCAACAAAAAACUUUCUCUUUGCACAGAAAUUUUUUUUUUUUUUUUGAAUGGGCACAUUUUCUAAAUACCGUCAUGAUUAUAAUUGUUCAAUAAAAGUUAUUUUCAAGGUUAUCUUUAAUAAAAAUACUUUUUUUUUUGCGUAUUUAAUUAAAAAUUUGUUUCUUGGGGCACGUAUACCUGUGUCCCUUAGAUGCGACCCUGGUAUUAGUAUAGUGUGCUCUACUCCAAAAAAUAUUUGGUAAAUCCAGCCAUAAAUUUCCCAAGCACAAAAACUUUUAAGUAUUAGUAUUGAUAACAGGCGAAGUAUUACACCAGUUCUGACAACUGAUCAUUUUCUAAACCAUACUAGCGUAGAACUGUCGAAUAGAUUAGAAUAGCGUAGAAUCUUGUCCAAUAUUGGCGAUCGGUAAUCUUGUCUAAAUACUGACCCAAUAAUAUUGGCAAUUGAUAAUUGGCUGGUAUAACUGUUGGAGUACUGUGCUAUAGUAUAAUUUGUAAAAAAAAUCUCCAGUACUGAUCUAUUAGUACGGAAAACGUUAUCAUAUCAGAUAUGCCAGUACAAAUACAGUGUUGCACCUAUUUCUAAUUUCUGAUUGACAUUCUAUUAUUCUAAGUAUUUGUAAUAUUAUUUAACAAAAAAUUAUGACUUGUGUAUAAAAUUAUUUAUAAUUAUUAAUAUAUUUAAUAUUCUAGUUUAAAAAUAAAAAAUGUUCAACUCAAAAUGGGACAACUAGAAUUUUGACAUUAUAUUAGUAACAUCAAACAGUAAUAAUUUAUGAAAUUUAUUAAGCCACCCUACAGAUAAAGUAGAAGGGAGCGGGAGCUUUUAUAAAAUUUGACCCGACGACUUAUGCAAAUACCUGCCGUAUUUAAAAAACAUGGUAUUUUCGUUUUCAUAUAUAUAUAUAAAAGCAACUUUGAAUUUUUUAUUUAGUUUAAAUAGUUCUUUUUAUCUAUGGCUGCGUCGUAUAUCAUAAAGUUUUAUAAGCUCGGGGUAAGAAGUUCGAACCCCGUCAGCCAUAAUGACUUUUUUUUCUUUAUUCAUUUUUGAGGGGGAAAAAAUUCAAAAUGAAUAAUAAUAAAUAACAUUCAAUCAAAAUAUUCAAUGGAUAUCGAGGAUCCCUAUCACUUUAGUCCUUGUAAAAAGGUCUUUCUUAUUCAUAUUUAAAUAUAUUACUAAAUGAUUUAUUUUUGUGUUUGUUGUUAACUUUUCUCAGCUCUCACUUGGCCAAUUUUAAUGACCAAUAUGUAAAAAUAAUACGAUUUAAAUUUUGCUGAAUUUAUUGUUAAAUUCGAUUUUAUAUUAAAUUACACAGCAAC